GACGGAUCUGAGAGGGAGGACUCGGCGUCUGCCGCCCCGCAAGAAGAGGCGCAAGACUUGUCGGAGCAGCUCACGGCUGCUGCCCGACCACCGCCCGCUCAGGUCGAAGAGGUCGGGGCCGAUUUCCGACCCACGUCUCCCGAGCCUCCGGCUGAGGACGGAUCUGCGAGGGAGGACUCGGCGUCUGCCGCCUCGCCAGAAGAGGCAUCGAGCUUCGAGCAGGUCGAAGACGUCGGGGCGGAUUUCCGACCCACGUCCCCCGAGCCUCCGGCUGAGGAGCCUCCGACUAAGACCUGCGAGGACGGAUCUGCGAGGGCGGACAAGGAGUCUACGGCCUCCCAAGAAGAGGUCGAAGACGACGGGGCGGAUCUCCGACCCGCGUCUCCGGAGCCUCCUGCUGAGGCCUGCGAGGACUGCGAGGACGGAUCUGCAGGGGAGGAGCUGGAAUCUACGGUCUCCCAAGAAGAGGCGCGCUGCAGGGGACGUUUUGCUCGAGCUGGUCGCAUAA
Molecule: messenger RNA, 508 nt
Organism: Symbiodinium sp. CCMP2456
Lineage: Eukaryota; Dinophyceae; Suessiales; Symbiodiniaceae
Source: the annotation of a GenBank genome assembly